Vitrella brassicaformis is the source of this 2820-nucleotide messenger RNA. Lineage: Eukaryota; Vitrellaceae. The record is from the annotation of a GenBank genome assembly.
UUGGGGACUACGUUCGUUCGUCCCACCCAGAGAUCUGCACACCCCACGGACCUGCCUGCAACAGCGGAUCCGUCAGCUCUUCCUUGCACCCUUCCUCACCCCCCCACUGCCCGCGCGGCGUGGCUUCAUUCAGUUCAGAAUGAUGCUGGUUCUAUUCAGCCUCAGCUCCGCUUUGUCCGGGGCAGCCGCAUUCAAUGCGGUUCCCUCUGAGACCGCCGCCUUUCUGCAGAUGCCCUCGCCCUUUAUCGCACUGGUCAGUGAGUGAGAGGGGAGAAGGGAGAGGGAGAGCUGCAGUGGAGGGAGGGGAUCUCUGCAGAGAUCUGGACGUGCACGUGAUGGGGGGAGCUUUGGUGCCUGUUGUGGUUGUGAUCUUUCGUGUGGUUGUGUGUGUGUGUGCAGCGGCCAAGGCCGGCAGCGGGCAACUUGCACAUGAUGAUUGAGACCGCCGACGAGCUCAACAAGCGCCUUGCCGCCAUGAAGAGGGGCAGCCCUGCGGUAAGGUUGCGCUUGGCGUCCAUCCGCUAAUCCACGAGUGUGUGGCUGGUCCUUGAUUGGUCAGAGGCCGAGCUACAGUGCCCCGAGCAGCGGCAGCAGCUACAGCCCUCCCCCCUCCUCGGCCCGCACCAGCAGCGGCUACCCCGUGACGCCAGGCGUCGAGACGGCCGAUGAUUUGAAGAUGCGGCUGGCGGCUCUGAAGAAGAACCAGCCUUCACGACCGGUAGGUCGGUCGAGUCAGUCGAUUCACCACACACAGAUCUGAUCUGCUCCGACAGAGAGAGAGAAACCACCUCCCUCUCUGGGCGUGUGUGUGUGUCUCGUCUGUGGUGUGCAGAAUAGCUACUCAGGGUACUCAGCGCCGUCGAGCUACUCGGCGCCUGCGUCAUCCAGCGCGCCGAGCUACAGCGCGCCGUCCACAGCGGCCAGCAGCGGCCGGACCUCCUCGGGCUACCCCGUGACGCCCGGCAUCGAGACCGCUGACGACCUCAAGAUGCGCCUCGCCGCACUCAAGAAGGGCCAGACUUCGGUAGGACACGGGCCCGCCCAACCAUCCACUGGUAUGUUGUUCCUUUCCUUCUUCUUUGAUUGGUCAGAGGCCGAGCUACUCUGCCCCGAGCAGCAGCAGCAGCUACAGCGCCACCAGCUCCCCCGCCCGCACCAGCAGUGGGUACCCCGCCACGCCGGGCAUCGAGAGGAAGGAGGACCUCGACGAGCGCAUGAAGGCCAUCCGAAUGCGGCAACGAGUCAACCAAGUGGUAUGCUCACCACCCACCCACCCACACACACACACAUCACUUCCCACUGGGAGGGAGCCUGGUCUGUCUGUGGGUCUCUCUGUCUGUCAGGUGUCGGGCUCGCCAGCAACGGAGCCAACCAACUUGUUCCGUACCGCCCCCGGCGGCUCAGCGCCGCGGCCCAGCAGCGGGUACCCCGCGCAGCCUGGGAUCGAGCAUGCGGACGACUUGGCCAAGCGCCUGGCGGCUCUCAAGAGGAAGAUCGGUUAGAAACAACGGUAUGCACACGAUCACCACGGCAGGCCGUGUGCGUGGAUGGAUGAGAUGCCAUGCGGUGGUAUGCGAUGGUGGUAUGCUGUGGAGUGAGGGGAGUGAGUAUGUGUGUGGGGGGCAGAGAGAGUAUGUGUGUGUGUGGUGUGUGCGUGUCGUAAGUGUAGUGUGUGGUACGCCUGCCGGUACUCUGGCCUGUCCCUCAUCUGUCUGUGUCUGUCUGUCUGUCUGUCUGCGGUGUGUGGUGAUGUGAUCUUCAGAAGAGAAGGAGCGUCGCGGGCUGACCUACAUCCGCUCUGGUGCUCCGUCGCUGUCCUCCUUUCCUGCCCUUGUCUCGCGAGUGUGGUGGUCCAUCGUGCGGUGGCUGCGGUGGGUGCUGUCCCUUCCACAACGAGUGCUCUCUAUCCCAAGACGCGUACUGUCCCGGGUGCUGUCAUGGCCCUCAUCAUCAUCAAGACCAUCACCAAGACAACAACCAACACAAACACCAACACCAAGACAACCAUCACGAUCGCCAUCACGAUCGCCACUCUCGCCAUCUCCUUCUCCGUCUGCAUCCUUUUCAUCUAGACCACGACCAGCGUCUGCUGCAUCUGCAUGGUAGGGGCGUGUGUGUGUGUGUGUGGGUGGGGGGGGAGGGGAGGGGAGAGGGGCUGGGCAUUCUAUUCUUUAUCCAUCGCAUAUGCCGUUGCUGCCGUACCGUACAUGUGUGAGCGAUGCGUCCGUGCCCACAUCACUGAGUCGUUGUGAUGACCUGCCUUCAUGACCUGACGUGCCUUGCCUUGCCUUGCUUCCUUCCCUGAUCGUCUCUCGGCUGUCUGUCUGUCUGUCUGUCCAUGCCAUGUGUCGCUUGUACGGCUGUCCGUCCGUCGUGAGAGGUGACUGAUAUUAUGAGUGAGGCCCGCUCAGUACAGAUGUACGUGGGCGGUGCCCACACUGUCUGCUUCCAUGGACAGACACCAACGAACGAGGCGCGAAGGCCUGCCUGCCUGCAAUGGGAGGGAGGGAGGGAGGGGGCAUGGCGUAAGAGAAACACGUGUGUGGUCCGCGGCCGCACCUCCGCCGCCCCUUCGCCCUCUCAGGCAGCCAGGCAGGCAGAGAGACGACUUUUUGAUCGGUGAUCGAUGCGCGCACACGCUUACAGAGGCUGGCUGGGUGCCAACUUUUUCUCUGACACACACACACUCGCACUGUCAUUCAUUUCUCCCGCCCGUAACAUCUCUUUCUCUCUCACAGCACACUACAUCACCCUACACGCUUCAAGGUUGGUUGUCUGGUUGUCAAAGGCUUGUUGAGUGGCGAGGCCUCGGCGUCCCAA